Molecule: messenger RNA, 1611 nt
Organism: Podarcis muralis (Common wall lizard)
Lineage: Eukaryota; Metazoa; Chordata; Lepidosauria; Squamata; Lacertidae
Source: RefSeq, a predicted model, not a curated record
AGCAAAACGGCUUGGGACUUAGUUUUGGUACUCUGCUUUACAGCGUCCUUGAUUCAAAUGGAGUAACGCCUUUGUUCUUUACCUUUAUGAUUUAAAGAGACAUACCAAACUUCCGUUAUAUAGCGUUUGCAGGGGAAGAAGCAAACGGCUUGGGACUUAGUUUUGGUACCCUGCUUUACAGCGUCCCUGAUUCAAAUGGAGUAACGCCUUUGUUCUUUACCUCUAUGAUUUAAAGAGACAUACCAAACUUCCGCUAUAUAGCGUUUGCAUUUGAAAUUGAAUAAUGCCUCUGUCCUCCAUUGAUAGGAUUUAAAGAGACAUACCAAACCUUAUACCAAACCUUUGAAUAAGAGAAAACUGGGGAGGACUGAACCCAGCUUUCAACUUAAAUAGAACACGUUUUUGCAGGAGUCUAUUGUUUUGUUUGAACGUACCAUUUUGCCUUUGUGGUUCGAGGUCCACACUACAUUUUCACUCCCAAGAUAUUAAAGGCUAAAGUACAGGUUACCAUUCAGUGGUAGUUCUACUCUAACACCACUUCCUCCACUCUAUGGACUAAGUAGCUAAAUCGUGGGUAAAGACUGUCUGUUAUCUGGUUAACUAAUCUUCCUGGAGUUAAAGGAGAAGUAACCCCAAGCAGACAAGAUGCCAAAUGGAUCGAAAAAGGGUCUGGCAACACCAGCGGAAAGGAGGCCAUCAAGACAAGAAGAAGGCAAAGAUACAAGAGAAAUUAGAGACUAUGAUACCUUGAUGGCAGAAAUAAGAAAAGAAUUUAAAAAUAAUGAACAAUAUAUUGAAAAAAAGUUAAUAGAAGUACAAAACAUCAUAGAUAAGAAACUGGAGGGGGUGGUGGGAGAAUUGACAGGAAAGGUUAAGGACCUAUCGGUAAGAGCAAAAGCCCUUGAGGACUCAAUGAAAAGGGUGCAAAAAGAUACGAAAGACAGUAAGAAGGAAGUGGACAGGAUGAGAGUAGAAAUUAAGGAAUUAGGAAAGAUACAGGAAGAAUUGUUGGACAACAUGGCUAUGACACAGAUGAGACAAAAUCAAGCCAAUUUGAAAUUUAGAGGUAUACCGGAAAAGCUAAAUGAGAAUAUCAGGGCUAAAGUGGUGAAAGAAUUGGCAAUUUGGUUAGGCAGGAAGGAAGAAGAGAUAAAUCAUCACUUGAUAAACACUUUCCGAAUAAGAGCAAAAUCGGCUAAAGCCAAAGAAAAAAAAUUGCCAGGAGAUGUAAUAGCCAUGUUUAACUCUUUCGAGAUAAGAAAUGAAAUACUGAAACAGAACUUCACCAAAAGGCUAUAUAUUGAGGGAAACCUAAUUAUUAUCUUUAAAGAGAUUCCUUCGAGAUUUCUUCGAAGGAGAGAGCCUUAUAAAAAAUUAACAAACCAAUUGAAAAAAAACGGGAUAUUGUAUAGAUGGGAGUUCCCGGAAGGCAUUUCAUUUUAUUUUAAGGAAAAAAGGUUCAAACUGUCCACUACUCUAGAACUGCAAAAAUUUGCAAGGAGAUAUGAGAAGGACUUGGGAAAAAUGAUGGGGGGGGGAGAGGUAGAGGAGCAGUUGGGGGAGAAUAGACAAUAUCUGGAUAUCGAAGGAAUUGAUACAGAACUUAGUUAA